AUGCAGAUGGGGAAGCUGGUGCGACUACUUCGAGGCAUUUGGGUAAAAGCUGAGACCGGAGAGUGGGAUUUUAAGUACGACCCAUCGGAUCGAGGGUUCAGAGUGAUGGUACGGAAAAACGAGACGUUUACGUCAUUGAUGGGAGUGGUUCGAACUAGGUACCUGUUGGUUGAGACAACUCCUAUUGUUCUCACAUACCAGUGCGCAGACUGGAUGCUUGUUCCAGACGAGAGGAAAACACCUCUGGUUAACAUCUUGACGGACUCUGAUGGGCUCUACUAUAUGGCAGCCCGAAAUACCUAUCCACAACUACCGAUCUACGCAACAGUUGGACCUGAGGCUGUUGCAAGCUACCAAUACCAGUGUAGGGCUCCGUUUAUUGUAAACGGAAGGUCUUAUGUGGUCCCCGGAGCAAACCAAGGCGUAGAGGAAACAACACCGGAAUAUGACGCACUGACUACAGGACCAACGCUGGUUGGAACUCGAGGCGCUUUAGAAGAGAUCUUUACGGAGGCAGAAAUGCUUAUCCUCCACAGGGUGCACAUGGAGAUGACCAGAUCUCAUCCAAAUACAAAUUUGAUCGAUAACUUGACAUCAGAUAUGGUUAUUGAUGAAACACUCUCAAGAAACGAGGUCAUUGACGUGGAUGAUGGUCUCUUCUCAGCCUCAACAGUUCAUGGCGGAGGAAACAACACAAACUCUUCUCGGCCUCAGCAGUUCCAAUCAACUCAAGAGGACUGUCCACUCAGUCAACAAUGCCACGAGUUCGGAGAUGUUGGGCUUGGCCUUCUAGGGAAUGUCGUAAUCCUCAUUGAUGAUGAAUCCUCAACAAGAGACUCCUCGAACGAUAUGUGUAUCCUUCUCGAUGUGGAGAAGGAACAUGAUCUAGCUUUGGCCGAUACCCAAGGUAAUAAUGAUGCUGCUUCUCCUAAGGAGCUGUUUGGUGGAGGACUGAUCAACUCACCACCACCGGAACCUCAAUUUGGGCCUUACCUUGGUUUAACCUUAACUUGUGGUGGGCCAAAUGAGGGGUCACACGAAGACGGUGAUGCUGAGUCAGACAACAUCUCUGGAGGUGAAAGUGAGGAUCUGGGUGGGUUGUUGCCCUAA
Molecule: messenger RNA, 1110 nt
Organism: Arabis nemorensis
Lineage: Eukaryota; Viridiplantae; Streptophyta; Magnoliopsida; Brassicales; Brassicaceae
Source: the annotation of a GenBank genome assembly